AUCUACUUUACUUUCUUGUUUCCAGUCCUCCAGAGAAAAUAACAAUGUUAAGUGCUAAGAAACUCAUCAAGAUGGCCAGGAGAUGGCAGAAGUUUGCGCGUAUGCAGAGGAAGAGGAUUUCACUUCCAAGAAAUGGCAAUGAUUGUAGUACAUCUUCAUCGUUUACAGCCGGAAAAGGCCAGUUUGUAGUGUAUACAGCUGAUCAAAGGCGCUUUGUCAUUCCAUUGGCUUACCUGGAAAAUGAGGUCAUUUUGCAACUUUUAAACAUGUCUGAAGAAGAGUUUGGCAUGCCAAGUGGAGGCCCUAUUACAUUACCAUGUGAUUCAGUCUUCAUGGAAUACAUCAUUUCACUAAUCAAGAAAGGUGCAGCUGCUGAAGAUCUUCAUAAAGCAUUGCUCCUCUCAGUUAAUUCAUGUUGUUGUUCAGCUUCUUUGCACCAAGAAUGGGGAAACCAGCAGCUCCUUGUUUAUUAGUCUGAUAGAUCAAAACAGAUUGUAUAGU
Molecule: messenger RNA, 501 nt
Organism: Nicotiana attenuata
Lineage: Eukaryota; Viridiplantae; Streptophyta; Magnoliopsida; Solanales; Solanaceae
Product: auxin-responsive protein SAUR68-like
Exons: 1
Coding region: 45-473 (142 amino acids)
Biological process (GO): response to auxin
Source: RefSeq, a predicted model, not a curated record